AUGGAACGUGGUUAUGCGGCAGUCCCAAAGACAGACUGUUCUACUAAUGGUCGACGACUUAUUCAGUGUGUGCCUGAAGAAGAGCUUGACCCUGCACAUGUUGAAGAGGGCCCAAAGGAAGAGGCCAAAGAGGAGCUCUUGAAUGAUCCCAAUAUUGUUACCUGGGAUGGUCCCAAAGAUCCGGCAAACCCGAAGAACUGGCCGAAAUAUCGACGAUGGACAUCGACCAUCCUAGUAUCCUGCUUUACCUUCAUCUCUCCGGUUUCGUCCACGAUGCUGGCCCCUGCGCUCCCUACACUUGCCGAAGAGUUCAAGAUCAAGUCCGACAUUGAGACAUACCUCCUCAUGUCUAUCUUCCUGCUUGCGUACGCCGUCGGUCCUUUCAUCCUCGGUCCACUCUCGGAGAUGUAUGGCCGUGUCGUCGUGCUUCAGUCUGCGAAUAUGGUCUUUCUCCUGUUCAACACAGUUUGCGGUUUCUCGACAAGCAAGGAGCAGAUGCUAGCUUUUCGAUUUCUCAGCGGUUUAGGUGGUAGCGCCCCCCAGGCUCUUGGUGGUGGUGUCCUCAGUGACUGCUGGCACAAAGAGGAGCGUGGUAUGGCCACUGCCAUCUACAGUCUGGCCCCCUUCCUCGGCCCUGCGGUUGGCCCGAUCGCUGCCGGCUAUCUCACUCAAUACCUCAACUGGCGUUGGAUCUUUUGGACUGUUUCCAUUGCCGACGCCCUAGUGCAAAUCCUUUGCUUCUUCAUCCUAUCCGAGACAUACACCCCUAAGAUCCUUUACGUCAAGGCCAAGAAGCUCCGAAAGGAGACUGGCAACAAGGAUCUGCGUACUGAGUACGAGAACCCAGACCAGACAUUUGCUCAGACCCUGAGGAAGAAUCUUGUCCGACCGUUCAUCAUGCUGUUCACUCAGCCCGCACUACAGGUUACUGCUCUCUACCGAGCCUAUCUCUAUGGUCUGAUGUAUCUUGUCCUGGCUUCGUUCCCAAUGGUCUGGAUGGAGCAAUACGGCCAAAAGGCUGGACCUGCGAGUCUGAACUACAUCUCUCUCGGCGUCGGCUUCGUCAUUGGCCUCCAGGUUUCCGGCCCUAUGAUCGAUAAAGUUUACCGAACCCUCAAAGUCCGCUACAACCACCCCGGCCGGCCCGAAUUUCGCGUCCCGCUUAUGUACCCGACAGCCAUCAUCGUUCCCAUCGGCUUGGUGAUCUAUGGCGUCGCCGCCCACAACCGCACGCAUUUCAUCGUUCCCAACAUCGGUGCCGCCAUCUUCGCCGCUGGUCUGAUUCUCUCUUUCCAGUGCGUGCAAACAUACACCAUUGACACCUACGAACGAUAUGCAGCAAGCGCAACAGGAGCUGCAGCCUUUGUGCGAACGAUGGCGGGCUUCAGCUUCCCUCUCUUCGCACCCAAGCUGUACGACGCUCUCGGUGUUGCGGCUGGUAACGGUGUUCUUGCCGGUGUUGCAGCCUUGUUGGGAAUUGUGGUGCCAACCAUUAUGUGGAAGUACGGCGCUUGGCUGAGGAGCAAGAGCCAGUACUGUUCCGGCUAA
This is a messenger RNA of Verticillium dahliae VdLs.17, 1548 nucleotides long. Its product is annotated as fluconazole resistance protein. The record is from RefSeq and is a predicted model, not a curated record. Lineage: Eukaryota; Fungi; Ascomycota; Sordariomycetes; Glomerellales; Plectosphaerellaceae. The transcript has 5 exons. Gene Ontology annotation, biological process: transmembrane transport. Gene Ontology annotation, molecular function: transmembrane transporter activity. The coding region runs from base 1 to 1548 and encodes 515 amino acids.